AUGUUUGUAAGAUUUAGUCCGGCUUCUUCUAUUAUACCGUCAAGAGCGUUGCUUUUACGGCAGUCGCGUUCGAUAGUACUAAAUGCUGAUUUAGCUGCAAAACUUGAAGAAUCUCAGCUUCAUCCUGUAAUUGUGAUUGGAGGAGGCCAUGCUGGCUGUGAGGCUGCUACGGGCUCUGCGAGAUCAAACACCGCUACUACACUAAUAACGCCUGACACAAGAAAAAUAGGUACCGCCUCGUGCAAUCCCUCGAUGGGAGGAGUGGGCAAAGGAACACUACUACGAGAAGUGGAUGCAUUAGAUGGAGUUAGUGCUCGAAUAACUGAUAAAGCCGGUAUACAUUUUCGAGUAUUGAACGCCUCAAAAGGUGCUGCAGUACACGGUCCGCGUGCUCAGAUAGAUAGAAAAAUCUACUUGAAUGAGAUGCAGCGCGAAAUUUGCAAUUACCAGAAUUUGUCCAUUAUAGAGAGCCAAGUUGAGGAUAUAAUUGUUGAGCCUAAGAUAUCAAAAUCAAAAGAUCAAUCUGGCCGUGGUUCAGGAACCGUAAGGGGCGUUAUACUAGAUGACGGUAGGGUCUUAAGAUGUAGCAAAGUUGUUGUUACCACAGGGACGUUUUUGGGCGGAGAAAUCCAUAUUGGAUUGAAAGCAUUUCCAUCGGGGAGAAUGGGAGAAAAAGCUACAUUUGGAUUGUCCAAGACAUUUCGCGAAGCGGGAUUUAGAUUAGGCAGACUAAAGACCGGAACUCCGCCAAGAUUGUCGGCAAGGACUAUAGACUAUACUAACUUGGCUGAGCAGAAAUCUGAUUUCCCACCACAACCGAUGUCAUACAUGACCGAUAAAGUUGAUCUUGAAGAGCACUUGGUCAAGUGCCAUCAGACUAGAACAACUCCCGAGUUUCACGAUUUGGUUGCUAAGAAUUUAGAAAAAUCGAUACACAUUAGAGAAACGGUGAAGGGACCUCGAUAUUGCCCUAGUAUAGAGUCCAAAGUUAUCAAGUUUCCUCAUAAACAGUCUCAUACUGUUUGGCUUGAGCCAGAAGGUCUAGACACUGAUUUGGUUUACCCAAAUGGUAUAUCUUGCACAAUGCCUGAGGACAUUCAGGAAAUGCUUGUGAAAAUGAUGCCUGGUUGUGAAAAUGUUAAGAUGAUUCAACCAGGGUAUGGAGUGGAAUACGAUUACGUGGAUCCAAGAGAGUUGACAAACACUUUGGAAACAAAACUUAUUGAUGGGUUAUAUUUAGCGGGACAGAUAAACGGAACAACUGGAUAUGAAGAGGCUGCGGCGCAGGGUUGUGUAGCAGGAAUCAAUGCGGGUCUCUCUUACCAGGGGAAGCAAGUAUUGGAGUUGAAGAGGUCAGACGGGUACAUGGGAGUAUUGAUUGAUGAUUUGAUUACUAAAGGAGUUGAAGAGCCUUAUAGGAUGUUCACAUCACGAUCAGAGUUCCGCGUAUCUUUGAGAUCUGAUAAUGCAGAUAGAAGGCUAACUGAGCUUGGUUACAAUAUGGGAGUAGUAGGAGAAUCGAGAUAUAGACAUUUUACAAAGGAGAUGAAACAAUUUGAGGAAAUCAAAGAGCAUUUACAGAACUUGAGACUUUUAGGGGCAGAUUGGUCCCCUGCAGUAACUCGCUAUCCAUCAGUGUUGAACCACAGCACUCGAGUUGAUGGAUGGAAGUUGUUAUCGUACAGAGGAGUCUCAGUUUCAGACUUGUUGCCUCAUAUGGCAAUCUUCACCAACAACAAGAUUCCGUCUUGUUACAAUCAUCUUACAAACAGAUUGAAGAACCGAAUUGAUGUUGAAAGUGAUUACGAACCUUUUAUGUCUAAAGAAAAUGCUCAUUUAAAUGCAUAUAAUGCCGAUGAAAAUUUACUAUUACCAACCAACUUUACCUACACCAAUACAGGGAAUUUGAAAAUCUCAUAUGAAGCUUGUUCUAUCUUGAAUACUAUUCAGCCAAAGACAAUUGGUCAAGCUAGAAGAAUCCAGGGGAUCAACCCAACUGCAAUUUUUGAGUUGUUGAAACUAGUAAGAAGCCCACAAAGAUACUCAGCUACGAUCAACUAG
Lodderomyces oxycetoniae is the source of this 2061-nucleotide messenger RNA. RefSeq names its product tRNA modification protein (gene MTO1). Gene Ontology annotation, molecular function: flavin adenine dinucleotide binding. Gene Ontology annotation, cellular component: mitochondrion; cytosol. The transcript has a single exon. NCBI's taxonomy places the organism in Eukaryota, Fungi, Ascomycota, Pichiomycetes, Serinales, Debaryomycetaceae. The record is from RefSeq and is a predicted model, not a curated record. Bases 1 to 2061 code for a protein of 686 amino acids. Gene Ontology annotation, biological process: tRNA methylation; mitochondrial tRNA wobble uridine modification.